This is a messenger RNA of Physella acuta, 5647 nucleotides long. RefSeq names its product synembryn-A. The record is from RefSeq and is a predicted model, not a curated record. Gene Ontology annotation, biological process: G protein-coupled receptor signaling pathway. Gene Ontology annotation, cellular component: cytoplasm. Lineage: Eukaryota; Metazoa; Mollusca; Gastropoda; Physidae. Gene Ontology annotation, molecular function: guanyl-nucleotide exchange factor activity; G-protein alpha-subunit binding.
GGCACACUGUCUCUAAAAAAUUACUUGAGUGUGAAGCAAAAACAUAACUAAUUUUAAGAUACUAACUUUUAUUUACUAAGUUAGCAUCAAACGUGGCGAUCCAUCUGGCAUUACAUGGAUAUCAUUAUGGUUGCCAAAAUGAUAGUAUUAAAUAAGACACUUUUGUAGAUUUUUUUAUCCGUUUGUGUUAAAAUUGUAUUCCUCUUCAAGGCAUUAAUAUAACACGAUGGAAUUUAGCGAGCUUAAAUCGCUCAAUAACAGUUCUGAAAUAGAAGCUGUAAUAAUUCUCGAGAAGUUUAUAACUGCCUACUCCCAAGUAUUUACAUUUCCUGACUUGGAUAUACAGUUAAAGAAAGAAUGUGUUGAAGCAAUUCUAAAAUGGCUGAAGAAGCCACAGAUUGCUCCGAAAACAUCCAUCGCUUGCCUGCAAGCCUUUCGUAUCAUAAGUCGAGAUAAGACCAACAUGCAGGCACUGACUAAUGAAAAUGCGCUGAGCACUUUAAUCAUGGUUGCAGGAAUCCAGCACUAUGCUCAACAGGAUGUAGAUGAUGCAGCUGUUAGCAUAAGUAGCGAUGAUCAGUCAGUGAUAGUUGAAGCACAGAAAUGUCUUUGUAAUGUCAUCUUCAAUAGUAUUGAGGCUCAGAGAUAUUGCUGUAAAUCUGGAUGUGUUGAUGGAGUUGUACAAAGGCUAAAGACCUAUGGUGACCCAGAUGUUCAGUUUGAUGUUAAGUUUUUUGAUAUGAGGAUUUUAUUUCUACUGACUGCAUUACCAGCUUGUGUGGAAACCAGACCCAAAGUCCGCUAUGAAUUGCAUGGUUUCACCUACCUGAUGGAAGUUCUUGACCUAACCUUGCGUGAUGCAGAAAACCAAGACAAGGGCUUGACAGACCAACAGGUGGAGCUGUGUGCAGAAAUUCUCAAAAUUUUAUUUAAUCUCACAAUAUCAAUGGAGAAAAAAUCUGUGGAUGAGGAAGAGGAAGCUCAUUUUAUGCGCCUUGUUAGCAUACUACAUGACCUUUUGAUGAGCACAAUCAUGUCUAAAGACAAGCAAGAAGAUCUACAGAGUCACAUUGUCAACCUCUUGAUUAACAUACCUGCGGACUUCUAUGAAGAGCUUCUAACUCCAAUGGUGGAUGAUGAUAAAGGCAUGGACAAUAAAGACACAGAAUAUGACGGGAAAAAUAUGGAGGCUAUACAUGUCAUUCUGGAAUUCUUGGAUCAUAGAUUACGCUCUACAACAAAAAACGUGAAAGAAAGUUUGGCUCCUAUUUUACACUGUUUGUGCGAAGCAUGUCGUCACAACCGGGCAAUCAGAAAGUUCUGUAGGCUGAAGGUACUUCCACCUUUGAGAAGUGAAGUAAAACGCUUACCUGAAGAAGGAGACUCUCUUAGAAACAAGCUGUGUAAACUACUUACUUCCCCUGUAACAGAAGUCAAAGAUCUUGUAGCUCAUUUCCUCUUCAUCUUAUGUAAAGAAAAUGUGAACCGUAUGGUCAAGUACACUGGCUAUGGGAACUGUGCUGGACUUCUGGCUCAGUUUGGCCUGCUCAAACUUGGGGAUAGUGGCCAGCGCAAGGGUGACUAUUCCAGCAAUUCUGAGGAUUCUGAAACGGAAGAAUAUGCAGAAUUGAAGGAUGGAGUAAACCCUGUGACUGGUAGAUGGGAAGAACACAAAGCCGACCCCAUGGCUGGUAUGAGUGAUGAACAAAAAGAAUAUGAGGCCAAUCAACUCAUCAACACCAUUGACAAACUACAAAGGCAGGGGGUGAUUGAGCCGUGCCGUGUUGGAGAAGACGGCAAGCCCGUGCCACUGGAACAUGUGCUGGAGCUGUUGGAGGGCCAGAGUGGGGCUGAAGGGGGAUCUGAUGCUCCUGAGGAGGAUUGAAGCCUGUAUUUGCUUGACUGAUAGUUGAUGCUGCUUCUUUGUUAACUAACCAUUUUAGCUGGAUAGGUUAGGUAGCUCCCUUCAUACAGCACAGGUGCAGCAUGAUUGUAUAACUAUUGUUCUGUGGAUGUAUCCUUGCUUGAAUCUACUUGCUUUUCCUCCAGCACAGAGGACACUCCAUGCCAGUCUUUGUAUCCAAAGUGUUCACUUGCCACAUUGGACAGUGGAUUUCUUUCAUUUCAACCAAGCCAUCUCUAAAGUUGACUAGAAUGUGCUACAAGUAACAGGCAGUCAUCCCUGCCUCACUUUGAUAUUUUUCUGUGAUCAUUUUCUGCUGCACUAUUUAUUUGCUUCAAUUAUCUGACCAACUGCCCAUGUAAUCAUGUCCAGUUGUCUGACCAUUGUACAACUGCCCAUGUAGUGUCAUCCAUUUAUGAUGUCUACAAAAGGAUGAUAGUAACACCACCUGCAGCCUGAUGUUGACAUCUAAUUAGAAUGUUUAACAUUUGAAAAUAUUUGACAAGGAAAUAGUUUUCAUUCUGCAGUCCUAUGCAGCUUUGUUAUAUCAUUCAUCGAUGUACACAAACAUCACCUUUGAAAUAAGUCAUUCUGGAUUUUAAAUACAUUUCAUUUUUUUAUAACCAUCAUUCGGACAUUUUGUUUGAAAUAGCAUUGUCCCUCCUCCUGCGUACACAUCAUAAUUGGAUGAUCCUUGUCACAGUCUCUUGAUAAAUCUGCCCACAUAAAACAUUUUACCCUGUUGUUGAAUCCUGUGAGUUUUAACUUUAGCUAACAAAUUGUGUUUAGAAGCUAGUUUCAUCUUUCUGCUAGGUUUAAUGUAGACCCUUUUGGUAACAAGUUUUCCAUGAACAACCAGUCAUACCAGCCACACUUGGCUGUCCCAUCACUUAAGACAACCAGUCAUACCAACCACACCUGGCUGUCCCAUCACUUAAGACAACCAGUCAUACCAGCCACACCUGGCUGUCCCAUCACUUAAGACAACCAGUCAUACCAACCACACCUGGCUGUCCCAUCACUUAAGACAACCAGUCAUACCAAACUUAAUGACUUUGACAUGUACAUCAGUUUAAAGAAUGAAGCCGAUGAACUGCUAGUAGUGCUAGUGUAAAGGCUAGAGGAAGCUUUCAAAUCAAAAGGCUGGCCAUCCCAUCUCUUCUGUGUUGGCCUACAUGUCUAGUCUGUUGGCCAACAUUUCUAGUAAAGAUAUUUCAGCUUGAGUUAGCAUCUCUCCUAUGAUCUUUUUUUAACAUAUACAUGCAUUUUUUUAAUGUGUUUUUUUUUUUGUCAAUGUGCAAUAAAUAUCAAUGACUAAAGACUUGAAUGAGGGAACAGCUGAACUAAUGCAUUGACUGUCUGCAGUUAGUAUCUGCAAUAGAAGACUUGGAGACAUGACGGACAGUGAAUUAGUGCAUUUAUUUGUGUGCAAUAGGGUUGAGCAGCUUCAGCAGAAACUGUACAUAAUUUUUUAUAGCCAUUCAAUCCAUAUAUUCAGGUGUGCAAGUCAUUUUUUUGUUGUUUUAUAAAAGAUACAAUGGACAGCCUGAGAAUGAGAGAAACCUUAUAUUUGUCAUCUUCUAUUGUCAGCUUGGCUAGGAGUCUCCCAAACAGAGAGGCUCUAUAUGUCUCUUUAAAAUGAGAGUGCCCUCCUCAUUUAGAAAAAGAGUGCCUCUAGCUUUGCUAGGCAGUGACAACCCAUAGGUACUGGUGUGUAAUUGAACCAAAUUCUCUCACCUCAUCUUUUUUUUUUAAAUUUUAACUUUGCAUCUAAUUAUAGAUUUCACAGAUAUUCUUACAAAUUUUUAUGUAAAAAAUGUUACAUUUUGACAGUAAUUUUAUCAAAUACACAAUGUUCAACAAUAUUUAGUAGGUACCACUUACCCCUUAUAGAACAUCAGCUGCGUUGUUACAAUUUUCUUCAUAAAGCUGUUAACACUUUACAGUCCAGGUAUACACAUAUUCUUACUUAUGUGCAGGCAGGCAAAAAGAAUACUCACUUUCAAUUAUAACACAUCAAAUUUAAACAAAAAAUAUUUUAUAAUGUCCUUAUACAUGAAGAACUUGUAGGCUAUAACAAAAAGCAUUAAAUGGGGAAAAUGGUCUAAAUUAAUAAUUGUAAAGUAAAUCCCAGAAAAAAAUAAAACUACACCUUUCACCAUUAUAUGUGUGAAGAUAUAAUUAAAAUGAAACAAAACAAACUUCAAUGUAGUCAAAGGUACUCAUUUUCUUUUUCAAUCUCACUACUUGUGAGUAUAAGAACACAAUAAAUAAAAGAUUAUUUUAUCAGCAUGUUAAUAAGUGUACUAUAAAUAGUUGUGGCUCAUAGGAAUGUACCUAAAAAAUAUCACAGGUGCAUAGGACUGUAAAGGGUUAAUCUGUUUCAAAAUUAUGAUCACUUCUGUUAAGCUGAUUUAAAUAUGUAUAUUUCUUUUGAAUUAGAUUUUUAGAAUGUUGUAAUUUUAUUCUCUAUUUGCAGUGCUUAUUUUUUUCCUUAUGAAAACAGGAAAAAUGACAAGCUUACUAUUUUCUAAAAUCAUAAAUGUUUAUGAGAAUACUAUACUUUUUAAGUUAAAUCUUCAGCAAAAUUUGAUUGUUACUUUUGGUUGUUUUUUUUUUUAUUUUAGUUUGAUGGUAUUUUUCCUAAAUUUUUCUAAUUUAGAUUGUCAGAAAAUGUGUCAUUCAUUAAAAUUGAUAAAGAAAAAUAAUUUUAGAGGAGUUACCUAAAGCAAAGUUUUAGAAUGAAAGUUGAGUUAAUCUUUGAUAGAAAAAAAAAAGCACAUCAUUUAUGAAAUUUAAAGGAUAAACUGGUAUCUGAAGGGGUUAAAGUUUGCUUUAACAAUGGUUAGAAAUUUGACAGAAAAGAUUAAGUUGUCAAAAGAACAUUUCAUACUGAUUAUUUGUUUCAACAUUCCAUGUAUUACACAUGAAAGAGCUUCUGAACAGUCCUUAUUAGAUGACAGUACUCCACACACCAUUCAAUGAUUGUCAUGUUUCAGUAUUUUCUUUAAUUUAGUGAUUUCUACAUGUAUAAAAGUAUAAAGCUUUGUCACAUGUAUUUUAUGAGUAGUUUAGUUCUGACCUUUAUUUCAUGUUUAUGUCCCAUGUUUGGUUGUUGUUAUUUUUUACAAUUGAAGAACUGUCUUGAAAGCUCCAAAACAAUUUAGUGAAAUGGCAUGUACAUUUCUGCUACCUUUAUAAGGUGUUAGUACUGUCAAAGCUGCCCCACUAUAUUACAAGUUCCAACCAGUUUAAUGUUUGUAGACAAGAUUUUUUUUCAAUUAGAAAAAAUAUUUUUAGGAAUCUCCACAUUUGUUUGCUUCAGUCUGAGUUGGCUGAGUUUUGUUGUAUGUAACCAAUGAAUCAAACUGUCAAGCUUUGUAUUUGGUCCCAGCAAACAGGAUGUUUCUGGUGGUGCCACACUUUGUGGUCCCAGCAAACAGGAUGUUUCUGGUGGUACCACACUUUGUGGUCCCAGCAAACAGGAUGUUUCUGGUGGUACCACACUUUGUGGUCCCAGCAAACAGGAUGUUUCUGGUGGUACCACACUUUGUGGUCCCAGCAAACAGGAUGUUUCUGGUGGUACCACACUUUGUGGUCCCAGCAAACAGGAUGUUUCUGGUGGUACCACACUUUGUGGUCCCAGCAAACAGGAUGUUUCUGGUGCUCACUUACUUUUGUAUCGCUUUGUAGCCAUAUUUUUGUUUGUGUAAACGAUACUGAUAUUGUUCACAGUAAACCAAA